Hemibagrus wyckioides is the source of this 989-nucleotide messenger RNA. Its product is annotated as cytochrome c oxidase assembly factor 5. Bases 142 to 369 code for a protein of 75 amino acids. The transcript has 3 exons. Gene Ontology annotation, biological process: mitochondrial respiratory chain complex IV assembly. The record is from RefSeq and is a predicted model, not a curated record. Gene Ontology annotation, cellular component: mitochondrion. NCBI's taxonomy places the organism in Eukaryota, Metazoa, Chordata, Actinopteri, Siluriformes, Bagridae.
AUUGCCUAUCUCCCCCCGAGUGCUGCUGGGAAAACAUGGCAGCUUUCAUAACAGUCUCAUAUACGUAGCUUCGCUGUAGGUUUUUAUUGAUAGAUCAGCACCAUUUAACAUUUAAAUAAGGGCGAAUGUAAAGUAAACACAAUGCCCCAGUACUACGAGGAUAAAGAGGAGGAUGCUCGUGCUUGUGCCGGAAUCAGAGAAGAUUUUAAGGCCUGUCUCCUUCAGCAUGACUGCGUUGUAAAGGAAGGUAAAAAGCCCAGUGAGUGUCUGAAGGAGGGACACUGCAAAGGCCUGCAGGUUUCUUUUUUUGAAUGUAAACGCUCAAUGCUGGACACAAGAUCUCGGUUCAGAGGCAGAAAAGGCUACUAACUGGACCUUCAUUUAUUUGACAUUGGUUAAGUCUUUUGGGCUAUUGGGAUUUCCAAUUCCAAUUUGAGUCUUUGAGCAACAGAUUUUUUCCUUUCUCAGUUCUUAGUCGCUUUGUAUAAAAUCGUCAGCCAAACAAGAUUAAUGUACAUGUGUUGAUUUUCCUUGUAGUUACUCAAAGACUGAGAUGUUAUCACAUAACUCUGUUGUGACUCACAAAAGCUUGAGGGCUGUUUGAAAUAAAAAAAAUUUAUUUGUUUGACAGAAUGCUGUGAAAAAUGAUUGGUCUUCUAAAGAGUGGCUUACAAAACCAUUUGUAACACUAGCACCAAUUCUAUUAAAGAUACAAAUGAUUUUUGAUAACAUGAUUAAAAAAAAAAAGACUCAAAGACUGCUGCCCAUCUGUAAUUUAUACUAAAGAACAUUUAUUAAGUUUUCUUCCCAAUUAAAAUAAAAAAUAGCUUUAAACACACAAGCUAGCAUAAGAUCUGAUUCAGUGGUUCAGCUACACUACAGUUAUGGUCCUGAUAAAAUGGUCAUUUCAAAGCAUUCAUCAACAGCUCUUUAAACUUUUCUAAGUCCACCUUCUUCAUAAUGUAAGCUUUAUGAGUCGUGUUCAGAAC